UGUGCUGCUGCUGUAUGGCUGCAGCUUGCCUGAUUGAUCGAUUGCUUCAAUGGCACUUUUCCAUCUGACAUUCUCUCUCUCUCUCUCUCUCUCUCUCUCCCCCUUGCACUCUCUUCCCACUCGCCCACCCCCCUUUUCUCUUGCUUAAACAGCAGCCCUAACUUUUGUGUGUUGCAAAUAUAAAAGGCAAACCAUGUGAUAGAGGGGCAGAAGAACAAAAGCAUUUGGAAGUAACAAGACCUCAUUUUAGCCCUCGGUCUGGGGAGUCCAAUAGAAGGGAAGGCACAGUGCAUUUUGCAAAAGCUAUGAAGGAGAUUUUUGAUGGAUUAUAACCUCAGCAAAUGUCUAACCCCAAACCAGCAAUGACAACCUGGAGACUUAAAACAGACCCUCUGCUUUCUUGGCAGAAGACUGGGCCUCAGUCUUUAGAGGGCUUCUGAUACUCUAUCUCCCUCUACUGGUACUCCUAAGACAUUCACCAAGGAUGGGAAAUCAUGUUAUUGCAGCUUCAAUUUCCAUGCUGUCCCUUCUGGUAAUAACGGGAGAUACAGGCAGUAAAAAGGAUAGUACCUUUAUGAUUGAUACGGACCCAGGGCGAUGUAUGAGGCAUCACUAUGUUGAUUCUAUCAGCCAUCCUUUAUACAAAUGCAGCUCAAAGAUGGUGCUGCUGGCUCGCUGUGAGGGACAGUGCACUCAGACAUCACGCUCAGAGCCAAUGGUGUCCUUCAGCACAGUUCUGAAACAGCCUUUCCGAUCCACAUGUCAUUGCUGCCGGCCACAGACUUCUAAACUGAAGGCCAUGCGUUUGCGCUGUUCUGGUGGAAUGAGACUUACUGCCACCUACCGCUACAUCCUCUCGUGUCACUGUGAGGAAUGCAACUCUUAGGGUAAAAUCUGCUGUAGCAAAAAACAAAAAAACAAAAAACAGGAAGUAGAAAUGCUCUUCAGCUGAACUUCCAGAAGCAGAAACAGCUAGGGCUAACCUUCUGAUGGUUUGCUGUUGCUACAACCAAGAAUAUUAGAAUGGAUUUCAUUGGUGUGAAAGAGUCACACGGAUACAUGGGGGUUGUACCAAACAAUACAACAGACACCAGAAUGUAUAAUUGCACAUCAUUGCUGAAGAUAUAAUCAUUUGUGAUGGUGAGGAAUGGGAACAUACCUUGUUAGAAAUCUCUAUUCAGGUUCUUGGGGUCAUUUUUCUAUGUCAGUGAGUCUUUAAUAUUGAAUAAGGUCAACUUAAGAAUUAUGGCUCUUGGUUUGCAUGUUCAGCCAGCAACACAAAAGGACCAGGGACAUAGAAAAUGCAUACAGUGGAUGCUAUUAUGUGGAAAACAAUUUAUUCUACAAGAAAACAAAGAAUCCUUCCCUGUACACAGAAGCCUAUUGUGUCUUUUAAACAUGUCCUUUAGUUUAUACUGGCCAUGAAAACAGACUGUAUUGAAUGGUAAAAGAUAUAUUUUGUAUGGUCUGGCAGCAGUUGGACAAGUUAUUGUGAUUUAGGUGCAAUUACAAAAUAAUAGAAAAUUUAUGGAACUACCAGUGUGGCUUCUCCGGUAUUGGGAAAGUAUAUUUACAGUCAAAAGUUGAAAUCUGGAAAACAAGCUCCUCCUCCUCCUCCUCCUCCUCCUCCUCUUUCUGCUUCCCUUUCUCCUUCUUCUCCUCCUCUUUCUCUUUCUCUUUCCCCUUCCCCUUCCUUUUCCUCUUCCCCCUCCUCAUCCUCCAAAGAGAAAAUGUUACACAUUGUUGGUCAGUAUUAUAAUAUUAAUCUAAAUCUACCAAAAUAAUAAUACUUGGUUUUGCUUUCAUUUAUAUGUAAAAAACAAGUUUAAAUAAAGAUUUAUGUUAAAUGUAUGUAUCACUCAGAAAAGGUAAUAUCAGCUGAUUACUCAUAAUAUAGUGAACUAGUAUGCUUACAUUUUUAUAAUGGAACCAUAAGAUUUUUAAACUGAUUCAUUGUGCCAAAUACACCUGUGGCUCUAGGUGGGAGACUCUAACAAAACGAUUUAUUCUAGAAACAUAGGUUCAAUAAAUAUUUCACA
Molecule: messenger RNA, 2039 nt
Organism: Ahaetulla prasina
Lineage: Eukaryota; Metazoa; Chordata; Lepidosauria; Squamata; Colubridae
Gene: NDP
Product: norrin cystine knot growth factor NDP
Exons: 3
Coding region: 485-886 (133 amino acids)
Biological process (GO): Wnt signaling pathway
Source: RefSeq, a predicted model, not a curated record